CCGGGGUCAAGGUACACUCCGGCUCCUGGUCAGCACGCGCUCCCGUUGUUGAUGGAAGCUGGUGGCGCGCCGCUCGCUCCCAGCCCAGGGAACAUGGCCGCGCUGAGAGCUGCGAAGAAGGCUCUGCGUCUGGAAAUGAAGCGGAAGGUGGCGGCGCUGAGUGACGCCGAGAAACGGAGGCAGACGGAAGCUGUCAGCCGGCGGCUGAUCGCUCACCCCAAGUACAAGAAUUGCCAAAGAAUUGCGGUCUUUUUGAGCAUGUCUGAUGAAAUACAGACUGAAGAUAUUAUACAAGAUGUUUUCCAGCGUGGGAAGGAAUGUUUCAUUCCUCGAUACAAAUCUGGAACCAACCAUAUGGAUAUGGUGAAACUGGGCUCUGCUGAAGAAAUCCUCCACCUUCCUCUGACAUCUUGGAACAUUCGCCAGCCUGCUGAAGAUGGUUUGCAGGAAGAAGCUUUAACCUCAGGAGGGCUUGAUCUGAUCCUGAUGCCUGGCCUGGGGUUUGACAAACUUGGGAACAGAUUGGGCAGAGGGAAGGGUUAUUAUGACACUUACCUGGAACGUUGCUGGCAGCACCCAAAGGGCAGACCCUACACCAUUGCCCUGGCCUUCAAGGAGCAGAUCUGUGACCAUGUCCCAGUGGUUGAAACUGAUAAGCAAAUUGAUGAGGUAUUGUAUGAUGACUCAUAGUUGCAUUCAUAAAAAGUGCAGAGGAGCGGAGCUAGCAUUCAUUCUAAAUAUCACACAGCAAUUGAUCAUGUAAAAGAAGAGAAUCAGUAUCAUCUGCCUAUGAAGAGUAAAAUGAUUUAUAUUUUAAAAGACUGAUUUUUUUCUGAUAAUUAUUUGUAGCAAAUAUUAAUGAUGAGUAAAACUGAUGAACGCUUUGUUUCAGAAAGCAGUCAAAAGCAGUGAUAAUGUCUCUAUUUUUAUCC
Hemiscyllium ocellatum (epaulette shark) is the source of this 932-nucleotide messenger RNA. RefSeq names its product 5,10-methenyltetrahydrofolate synthetase (5-formyltetrahydrofolate cyclo-ligase) (gene mthfs). Bases 52 to 690 code for a protein of 212 amino acids. Gene Ontology annotation, molecular function: 5-formyltetrahydrofolate cyclo-ligase activity. The transcript is spliced from 3 exons. Lineage: Eukaryota; Metazoa; Chordata; Chondrichthyes; Orectolobiformes; Hemiscylliidae. Gene Ontology annotation, biological process: folic acid-containing compound biosynthetic process; tetrahydrofolate interconversion. Gene Ontology annotation, cellular component: mitochondrion. The record is from RefSeq and is a predicted model, not a curated record.